This is a messenger RNA of Saitoella complicata NRRL Y-17804, 2540 nucleotides long. Its product is annotated as TPR repeat-containing protein C19B12.01. NCBI's taxonomy places the organism in Eukaryota, Fungi, Ascomycota, Saitoellomycetes, Saitoellales, Saitoellaceae. Bases 83 to 2530 code for a protein of 815 amino acids. The record is from RefSeq and is a predicted model, not a curated record. Gene Ontology annotation, molecular function: protein binding. The transcript has a single exon.
CGAUUACGCAGCGUUCGUGGCAUCGACAGUCAAGGAGACUGUCGGAUAUGAUCCUAGCCCCGAGGACGAGUUUGCUGUGUUGAUGCUGGCUAUUGCAUUGUUGCAUGCGUUCGUGCAAUCGAACUAUACAGGACCUUACCUCUCCCACGAACCAACCCUCCUCCUUCCCGACUCUCUGGCCACAGACACCCCCUUCCACACCCGUCUCCAAAAACAAAUCCUUCGCGACCUCUCGCGGGACGGCGAAGACCCCUACCACCUUACCCCCCGCCCGCACUACCUUUUCCUCGCCCUAACCCUCCUCGACACCAACACCUCCACACUGUCCUUCCAACACCUUGCGACAACCUCAUGGUGGCGCGCACGUGCCUCAUUCAUCCACCAACGAAUCCUGGAUGAUCCCGCAGCCUCCCUCCACACCACAAUCUUCACCUCCCUAACCUCAAUCCGUCCCCUAGUUGAAUCCCACGGCUCUCGCGACCUCCUUGCGAGACAUUCCAUUGAAACAGGGCUUGCGAUGACGCAUUACGGGAAUGAUCGCGAAGCGUUCGGGAUGUUUGAAAAAGCUGGGAAAGAAAGUGGGUUGGAGUGGGCGCUUACGGGACGGAUGGGACGAAGGACGAAGUUUCAGACGUUUGAUACGUCGCAGUUGGUUGUUGUUGCGAAAUCGCGGGAUCGGGACUCCGGACAACCCACGGCUGAACGAAUCAGGGAUGGUGAGAAGAUCGUUGUAUUGGACAAGCCUGCGCAGCCUUCCACGGGACCAGCGCCCAAAACGCUCGAUUUGAACGACGACACCCUCCUCGAAGCAAUCUCCUUCACCUCCACCUCCACCACCCCCAUCCCAAACCCCGACCUCCGCAUCCCCCCCUCCCUCUCCACAACUCCCACCCCUCCCACCUCCCUCCCCCCCACCCUCCACUCUGAAGAUCCAAACACCCCAUCCCCCCUCCACCCCCUCGACUCCACAAUCCUCCUCGGCCUAACAAUCUGCAUCAAAAACACAAACCCAGACGACGGUAUCACAAUGGAAGAAAUGUCCCCCUACGCUGCGCGCGUGUUGGCUCAUCCUAGGAAUUGGAGUGUUCAUUCGCAUGCGUUGCUUGUUCGGACGCGGUUGGAGGCUGGGAAGGGGAGGACGGUGGAGAGGAGUGCGUUGCAGUUACAAGCUUUGGUUGAUCAGUUGUUGGAUGAUGUCGAUGCUUCGCGGCACAACACGCGUUCGGAGGCGAGUCAGGCGGGGCAUACGUCCUUUUUGAGGAGAGGUGCGGCGGGGGAUGGGGAGGAUUCAGCGACGACGAGACAGAGGUUGGGGUAUGCAUGGCAACUCCACCUCCCCGCAUCCUGGGAUCUCGAAUCCGAACUCGCCACGCGCUGGGUCUCCCUCGGCGCCAUCAAAUCCGCGCUCGAGAUAUUUGAGAGGUUGGAGAUGUGGGCGGAGGUCGCGAUGUGUUAUGGUGCGAUCGAUAGGGAGGAUAAGGCUGCUGAGGUGCUGAGGGCUCAACUCGAGGUAAACCCUAAUAGUGCGAAAUUGUGGACGUUGCUGGGUGAUGUUGAGCGGAAUCCUGCGCAUUGGGAAACAGCGUGGGAAGUGAGUGGAGGGCGGUAUGCGAAGGCCCAGAGGGCAUUGGGUCGACAUUGGUUUACGAAGAGGGAGUAUGAGAUGGCGAGGGACGCAUACGCGCUCUCGUUGAAGAUUAACCCACUCAACCAACCCGCUUGGUUCACCUACGGCUGUAUCGGCCUCGAACUAGGGGACUGGGAAAUCGCGGUCCAGGCAUUCACGCGUUGUGUAGGUAUGGACCAACAAGACGGUGAAUCAUGGAAUAACCUCGCUUCUGCAUUCUUGAGGAGUGUACCCUCCAGGAAGCGGGAUGCGUUUAUGGCGCUGAAGCAAGGUCUUGGAGCAAAGUUUGAUUCCUGGAGAAUGUGGGAGAAUUAUAUGCUCGUGAGUGCGGAUGUGGGGGAGUGGGGGGAGGUAUGUAGGGCUGUCCAGAGGGUCAUCGAGUUACGUGGUGAGAAAAUCGGGGAAGAGUGUUUGGAUGUCGAGGUACUCCAAGUGCUCAUUAACCAGGUCGUCGGGGCUACGUAUCCCGAGGGCGAGGAGGAGGCGAGGAAUAGGGGAUUACCGAGACAGGUGAAUGACUUGAUGAAAAAUGUCGUGCAGCCGAUUAUUACGGCUGAUCCACGGUUGUGGAAACUCAUGGCGAAACUCCACCUCUGGCGGGAUAAACCCGCCGACGCACUCGACGCGCACAUCAAAGCCUACCGGGUCUGGACGAACCGUCCUGAUCUCGAGACUGAGAUUGGGGCGUGGAGGGGUGCAUGUGCAGCCGCCGAGGACUUGGUCGAUGCGUAUCGGAGUUUGGGACCGAGGGAGGGGAGGAUGGGUGGGGUUGUGUGUAAGGAUUGGAAGUUUAGUUCGAGGAGUGUGGUGAGGACGCUUAGGGGGCGUGGAAAGGAUAGUUGGGAGGAUACGGUCGAGUAUGAGAGGUUGGGAGAGUUGGUUGAGGAAUUGAAGAAUGAGUAGGGAAGGUAUA